Vombatus ursinus (common wombat) is the source of this 2917-nucleotide messenger RNA. RefSeq names its product FAM161 centrosomal protein B (gene FAM161B). The coding region runs from base 29 to 1978 and encodes 649 amino acids. Gene Ontology annotation, cellular component: cilium. NCBI's taxonomy places the organism in Eukaryota, Metazoa, Chordata, Mammalia, Diprotodontia, Vombatidae. The transcript has 10 exons. Gene Ontology annotation, biological process: cilium organization. The record is from RefSeq and is a predicted model, not a curated record.
GUGUCCUCGCUGCAGUCUCGUUGAGGAGAUGACCGUGGGGAGGUCUGCUGCAGCCCGCGAAUGCGGAGAACGAGGCAGCCAGGCAUUCCACCCCGAAGCAUCCUCGGACACAGAGACAGAGGAAGAACCAUGUGAGAAUGGAAUUGUCUUGCACAGGGCAGGAAAACUGGAGGAUUUCCUCCAUGAAGAGACUGAGACAGACUUGACUACCUUCGACUCAGAUGAAUAUUUUUAUGAGAUUUUUCAGGCACAGAAGAAAAAAAACAGACGCUGUUCACUGAGAAGAAACUCAGCGUGUCAGGCAAAACUGGACGAUGAAUCCUCUGUAGGAGACACAAAACUGGAGUGUCUCUUCCAAGACAGCAACAGGCAGAGACCACAGGCCAAAUUUCAUCACUCUGUUAUAUCUGACAGCCUGAAGCGGUCCAAGUCCUUGAGUGACCUUACACAAGAAAACUUUUAUGGUCAAGCAAGUUCCUCAGCUUCUGGCCACUGCCCACCACAUAGGAGAACCCUGGCCUGGGUCCCCUUUGUCACCACCCCCGAGCCCUUUCACAUGACAGUGCGGGAGGCACAUAAGAAGUCCCGGUGUCUGCCAUCCUGUGCCUCAUUUGAACUAAGAAGACAGCAAGCAGAGAAGCAGGAGCAGGAGGACGCCGAGUGCCAGAAGAAGUUCCAGGCCCAACCAGUGCCCGCUCACGUCCAUCUGCCCCUCUAUCAGGAGAUCAUGGAACGGAAUGAGGCCCGUAGACGAGCAGGAAUCCAGAAGAGGAAAGAACUGCUCCUGUCUUUGCUUAAACCCUUCAGCUUCCUGGAGAAGGAAGAGCAAAAAAAAGAAGCCAUUCGACAGAAAGCCUCAGCAGCAAUGACUCAAGCAAAGACUUCAAAGCAAAAAGUCACCAAGACGAUCCCCAAGUCAGUCUUGGAGCCAGCCUUGGGUGACAAGCUCAAAGAAGCUGAACUGUGCAGGAAGCUCCGCAUACAGAAAAGGGCCACAGAUCUCCUGCAGACAGCCUCAUCCCCCAUCACUUCUAAUAGAUACACUGAUCCCAAGUCUCGAAUAUCCACUCGGACGCGGCAAGAAAAACUCAGUUUCCUGCAGAGAGACUUUGAUUUCCAACCAAGGGUGAAUCCCAGUGUCCCUGACUUUAAGGGUCUUUACAGGGCCUUCCAAAAAGAAGCUGCUCAAAAAAGGGAAACCCGAGAGGCAACACGAAACAAACCAUUCCAACUGAGAACUGCCAAUCUCCACCACCAACAGAGGCCCAGCAAGGAAUCAACAGAACCCAAGAAUCCUCCACAGUCGCCCAUGGCUCCAUUGCAAAGGAGCCGUUCUCUAAGUGGUCUUGCUUCCCUCUCUCCUAACACCCUUCCAGUACACAUCACAGAUGCCACCAGGAAAAGGGAAUCUGCUGUCAGAUGCUCUCUUGAAGAAAAGAAAGAUAAAGAGAAUGAGAGUGCCCGCUGGUUGGAGCAACAUAGGAAGAAAUGUCAAGCUAUGUACAAAUCUGUGACCUCACGAGCAAAAGCCAUGGAUCCCCAUAAAAGCUUAAAGGAGACAUACAAAGCAAAGCUGAAAGAGAAUUGGCUCAAUGACCAAAAGAGAACAAAGGAGUAUAAGAAAGAACUGGAGGAAAUGAAGAGGAGAGUCCAGAAUAGACCCUAUCUCUUUGAACAAGUGACGCAGAUCCGUGCCAGGAAAGAGGCAGAGCGCAGAUACAGAGACGUACUACGGAAGGUGGGUUUAGAUGAGGACUUUGUGAGGAACAAAGGACAACAUGCCAUUGACUUGGGAUGGAGUGAAGAAGACAAGGAAGGAAGUGAUUCCCCCAGCCACCCUGAAAGCAAGGAACUGUUCAGUAGUAGUUCACAGCAAGAUUCAGAAGAAUCCCCGGAAGAAAUGAAAUGUACUCCCUCAGAGGAAGAUUUUAUGGAGCUGCCCUUUGACUCACCAGAUACUUCCAAACGGCUUGCCUGAUUCUUCUCCCGCUAUUACUGCUUUCAGAAAAAAAACACUCAGCCACAAGAGUACAAGACCCUUGGGCUGGCGGAGGAAGUGAAGGAAUAUACAUCUGCUUUUUUCAGUGAGAACAAAGUUUGAGUCAAAGAAGCCAAGAGUAACAGCAAAUUUGUUCAAAAUGACUGAAUGCAGUGUAGUAAUCAUUAGAUUCUUCAUGCACAAAUGAGGUCAAAUUUGAGUUAUUGCAUGUCGAUAGCACUGUCAGUUGUUUCCAUGUGAUAUUUAAAUAUAAAUGUAUUUAAAUAUAAUGUAUAUGAAAUCGAAGUUUAAUAGCCUUUAUGUGGAAAUUGAAACAUACCCAUAAUAUUUUCUCACCAUUCAUUUUGGCAAGUAAGCUAGUUUCAAAAAACAAACACCCAAGCCUUUGUAACUUAAAAACAAAUUGAAAUAAUUCAAAUAUAGUUAUAAUCAUUUGAAAAUUUCAGUGUUUAAAUCUAUCAAUUUUUAUUGUAUUUAAUUUUUGAAGUUUAAAUAUCUCUUCAUGAAGAAUAAAAACAUAACCAAUUUGAAGGGAAAAUUCACUAGAGCAGCUGAAACUAGUAUGAAUAAAGAAAACAGAGACAAAUAGUCAGAAUACAGAAAAACAAAGUAAAAAGCUCAAAUUGAGAAAAUCUAAUCCACAGUCCUUAUCAUUGGGAUUCACAAGUACUGUUACUGAUAGAGAAGAGCACUGUUUGCUUUUUGCAUGAAUGUUUUAACUCCAAAGUGAAUGAAACCUAAUAAACUGAAAUUCUUAAAAAUGUAUAUACAAAGUAUAUUAGAGCAAGAUUAUUUUUCCAGAGAAAAAACUAGAUGCUUUGAAUAAGCAAAAACAAACUUUUUAAAAAGCCAAGUAAGUUUGCUUCCAGAUUUGGACAGUGUAAAAACACUUCCUUCAGUAGGAGAAAUAUUGGUACU